CAAGUUCAAAUGGGAGAGAAGAAUAUGUGCUUUUGAUUUUCAAAACUCCCAUGGAUGGUAGCCAAGAGCUGAGAAACAACAACACCACCACCGAUCUUCCUCCUCCUUCUUCUUCCUCGAUGGCCAACUCAACCCUUUUCUCCGAUCACGAGAUUCCGAUGAUUCCCAACACCACCUUCUCCUCACUCUCCGGCUUCUUCGACUCCGAAGCUGAAAGGGGCUCCUUCCUCGACCUGCUCGGCAACUCGGAGUACGCUUCUCUCUUCGAUUUCGGGACCCAAACGACGCCGUCUGACUCGAUGACGAUGAUGAUGAUGCCACCUCAGCAGCAGAGAGUAGCACAACCGUCGCCGGUGUCGUCUACGGUGCCGGAGAGUGGGACUAACUCUGAGGCUUUGAACUCCGGCGCCACUACUACUGCUCCUACGACGCCCAACUCGUCUUCGAUCUCGUCGUCUUCGAAUGAAGCUCAUGCGGCGAAUAAUAAUGAGGAGCAAACAACGACGAAAACAGUGGAGGAGGAUGAGGAUGCUGACCAAGAUCCCGACAAGACCCAGAAACAAUUGAAACCGAAGAAGAAGAACCAGAAGAGGCAGAGGGAGCCGAGAUUUGCGUUCAUGACGAAGAGCGAGGUCGAUAACCUAGACGACGGGUACAGAUGGCGCAAGUACGGCCAAAAAGCUGUCAAGAACAGCCCUUAUCCAAGGAGCUACUAUCGUUGCACCACAGCUGGUUGCGGUGUGAAGAAGAGGGUCGAGAGGUCCUCCGACGACCCUUCCAUUGUUGUGACGACUUACGAAGGCCAGCACACGCACCCGAGCCCGAUCACUCCUCGCGGCAGCAUGGGGAUGGCGCCGCUGCCUUCGGAGCUGUCCGGUCAUGUGUUCUCUGGGGCUGGUUAUGGUGUAGUUCCUCAUCAUUAUCAGCAGCAGCAGCAACAACAGCAGCAGCAUUUGCACUCUUACAUAUAUAACUCUUCGCCUUCUUUGAACGUUACUACCACCACCUCGUCAGCGCCAUCCUAUGGCUUCAACCCGGCUUCGUUUCCUGGUUUGUUUCAAGAGAGAUAUGGUAACAUUGGUGGUCAUAAUUCCUCUAAUUCGGCUGCUUCUAAUUUGCUUAGAGAUCAUGGACUUCUUCAGGAUAUGCUGCCAUCGCAGAUUCGAAAGGAGACUAAGGAAGAGUAGAAGGGAAAGGGAAGGAAGGAUAUUGAUGAUUGUUUUAUGUGUUGUUAAUUCCUGGUAUGUAAUUCUCUAACUGAUGAUGACCACUUCUCUGUUGGGGUUCAUCUUUAGAAAGACUAAGCACCCGAUCACUGCUAGCUUCAUGCAUGAUCAUGAUCACAUCGAUCGCCAUUUUCGCUCUGUAAAAUUAAUCUGUAGUAUUACUCACUAGCCUUUUGGGGAGACUAGUAGUUUCCGUACUCUAUAUCUUGAGUUAGCUUUUAAUGUUAUUCUUUGUACUUAGAGAUGAUAUAUAUGUAUCUUCAUGGAGUUAUUAAUUAAUUUAUUUAUUAAUGGCUUUUGUAUAUU
Molecule: messenger RNA, 1532 nt
Organism: Fragaria vesca subsp. vesca
Lineage: Eukaryota; Viridiplantae; Streptophyta; Magnoliopsida; Rosales; Rosaceae
Product: probable WRKY transcription factor 48-like
Exons: 3
Coding region: 51-1187 (378 amino acids)
Biological process (GO): regulation of DNA-templated transcription
Molecular function (GO): sequence-specific DNA binding; DNA-binding transcription factor activity
Source: RefSeq, a predicted model, not a curated record